AUGACGACCACUGUCAUGCCUGGGGAGUUGGUGUUGGAGGAGUCCAUGAGUCGGGCUGAGCGUGAGUUUGAGGCGCAUCAGGUCCGUGCAGUUGCUGUCAUGACUCGUGCGCAACGGUUGCGGGCAUCCGCUGCUGAGGUGGCGGUGGCUGCUAGUGGUGAGCCUCCGUCUGAGGAACCGGCGUUCUUGUUGGCCAGACCUCGGGAGCAGUUGGCAGCAUCUGGGGUGGAUGCAUCUCCUGGGUUGCCGGUUUUUGGUCCGCGCACAGAAAGGAAGUUUCUCGAAGACGUGCAAUGUGGGCUGUAUGGUAUUGAAGUGGGAGGUCUUGUUGUCAUGCGUGUCUUGCGUUACACGCAUGAGCUAUUCUCUCAUGUCGCACCGGAUCGCUUAAUCCAUCUCGUGAAAGAGUUGUGGGGUUGGACUGGCUUGCGGGCGGGUGCAGUGUGA
Molecule: messenger RNA, 447 nt
Organism: Sphaeroforma arctica JP610
Lineage: Eukaryota; Ichthyosporea; Ichthyophonida
Exons: 1
Coding region: 1-447 (148 amino acids)
Source: RefSeq, a predicted model, not a curated record